CUUUUUAUUAUUUAUUUUAAUUUUUUUGGAAUAAUUGCCCCCACCACGUUACGAUAAUCCACACAAAUACAUUCAGUCAGCAAUCAGCGCCACUCCUACACUAAUUACUCAUCGCCUAAAAAGCACAAGCAAACCCCCACUCCUCUCUCUCUCACAUCACUUUCUCUCUCUACAUUUCUCUUUCUCUCUCUUUUUUCUCCUCUUCUUUAGCCACAAUUCGCGGGAAGAGCUCCGAAUCCCAGUAGUCCACUGCAUUACUCUUUCUUUCUUUAUUUCUCAGUAACAGACUGUCCAAUGGAGAGAAGGCAGCAACAACUAGAUUUAAACGCACCGCUCUUGUCGGCAAGACGAUAUUCAUCGCCCUCGUGCUCUGCCGAGCUAGUCAAAUGGAAGGUUCUAGAGAAGCCGCCACCGCCUGCAAGACAACAAUCUCUUCCAUCGAAAACUUCCGAUUGGGAAUACGAGGAUGUCUGCAAACCAGCUGCCGUCCCUUUUCACUGGGAACAAAUCCCGGGCAGACCCAAAAACGAAGCCGAAAGCCAACCGCAAACUCCGCAAGAACCUUCCAUUACGCCUAGGCUGCCACCUCGUUUAUCGGGCCCCACCAGGUUCGCCUCUGGUGAACGAUCCAACGAUCAGGGCAACAUCUACCGGGCCCAAGUGGAAGCGUUUUCGUUCGCCGAUCAUGCCACUCUUAUCGAGAAACUAAACGACAGUUUGAAAUGCAAAGACGAAUCUGAAUCCGAGAGCCAAGAGGAACAAGAUGAAGAUGCCGCAUAUUCGGAUGCACUCGACACACUUUCGGUGACGGGAUCUUGGUCUUGGAAUUACAGCGUCAGUGGAAUCAGCGGCUGUAAUAGCAUUUCCGGGCCGAAACCUUCCGGAAACUUCUGCAUUGAUACGAAUACGAGGGAUUUCAUGAUGAAUAGGUUCUUGCCAGCUGCUAAGGCAGCUGUUUUGGAGACACCGAAGAAGCAGCAGAAAGUGCUUGUCGAGCAGCCGAAGAAGCCGUUGUUUAGAAAGGCGGUUUCUGGUGAAAUAAAGCCUUCGCCAAAGCAAUAUUACAACGAGUAUGUAGAUUACGUGGAGAGCGACGACGAAAUUCCGAAUUUUAAGAGUAAUACUCCCGUUAAAAAAACGGGGAAAGCUUGGGGAAUUAUCCCCCGUUUUUGCGUCAAGAAUUCUAUGUGCCUACUGAAUCCACUCCCAGGUAUGAAAUCGAAAUCCCGUGCACCAACACCUCCGAAGACUCUUGAAGUCAAAAGAUUGACUAGAAAUGCACAUAGUGGACCCCUCGACAAGAAUGCUUGCCAUGUACCUCAACAGAGGAGAUUUCACUCGGGAUUGUUGUCGCGCGAUCUGCCGAGAAUGGAGAAUAAGAUGAGUAACGAUUUGAAUAAUAAAUCGGGGGCGUCUCAAUUGAGAAGCAUAUCUCCUUACAGAAAUGAGUCUCCGAAAUCUCCGUUUAGAGAAGGGGUUGGAUUUCUCGGUGUACCUAAAGGAGUGGAGGAUUUCAAUGCCAAUAAAAUCGCUUCGUCUCGUAAAUUGUUCAAGGCAUUGCAUGAUGUGUCUAGGAAUCAGACGAGCGAGAAAACGGGGGAAGUAGUGGAGAAGAAGGUGUACGUAGAAUCUGUAAAUAGAAAAGAUCAAGAAACCCCUGCAUUGGACGAAGGGAAGAAACGAAAUCCGAAUGUCGAGUUGAAUCGAAGCGUUGAAAAAGAAGAAGAGGAGAAAUUGGAGUUAGAUCCUCUUCUGAAGCCAUCUUCGCCGUUGGCCCCACCGUUACCGAAAUCGCCUUCGGAAUCUUGGCUCUGGCGAACGCUGCCUUCGAUUUCGUUGGGGAAUCCGUUUGCUCAUUCGAGAAGAAACUUUCAUCUUCAGUCGAAGAAGCAGGGCCAGAAAUUAGCUGAUGCGAAAUGGGAGACGAUUGUUAAAACUACUAACAUAAGGCACGAUCAUGUUCGUUAUUCGCAGGAGCUUGUACCGCACGUAACCCACCGACAAAGCAAAUCGUAGUUAACGAUAACUGAUGAUCUAUUCUUUUGCAAGAAAAUACAGCUUCACUAAUUUUACGGGGUUUUUUUGGUUUUCGAUUCCGGAGGAAAUAUGAUACAAAUUGAUGAUAUUUUGAACAUCAAAGAUACAGUUUUUAUUUUGUUUUUGGUGUUGUAAUUAGAGUGAACUCUGGCAUUUUUUUGGAGUUUUAAAGAUAUGUAUGAAUGAUUACAGAAGAUGCAUAUGAAUGGAAGUUGCUUGAAUGAAUUGUUCGUUCUUGAUGCUUAGGUGGUGUUUGCAAAAGCUUAUUUAAAAACAAAAGUUAGUGAUUGUGAGUUAA
This is a messenger RNA of Erythranthe guttata (spotted monkey flower), 2335 nucleotides long. RefSeq lists its product as uncharacterized. Lineage: Eukaryota; Viridiplantae; Streptophyta; Magnoliopsida; Lamiales; Phrymaceae. The record is from RefSeq and is a predicted model, not a curated record.